CUCUGUCCUUUGAGCGGAGGCGCCGGGGGCCGAAUUGUUCGUGCGGAGGCUGGGGGCCCGGCUCCGCUUUCCGAGAAGCAGCCUCUGAUCCGUCCCCAUUGUCUGGCGAGCGACUGCCGGGUCAACGGGGCUAAACGGGACCUCCCAGGCAGGCAAACAAACGCGCAAACGUGGUACUGAAAGCAGCCCCCUCCUCGCCCUCCGCAGAGCCAUUGUGUCGGAGAUAAUCUGACUCGAAGAUUUCACUUUAGCCAGUCCAAGAUGGAAGCCCCACUGGUGAGUCUGGAUGAGGAGUUUGAGGAUCUGAGACCCUGCUACGUUGAUGACAGAGAAGAAAAAACACAUUGUUUUUACGGCUCAUCCCCUCAGCAUCUGGAAGAUCCCUCCCUUUCUGAGCUUGAGAACUUCUCCUCUGAAAUUAUCAGUUUCAAGUCCAUGGAAGACUUGGUGAAUGAAUUUGAUGAGAAGCUGAAUGUCUGCUUUCGGAAUUACAAUGCCAAAACUGAGAACCUGGCUCCUGUAAAAAAUCACCUCCAGAUACAAGAGGAGGAAGAGCAUCUUCAGGAUGAGGAGGUUACAGACAAGUGGAUGGGGGAAAGCAGAAAACAUGAUAUACCUUUGCAGUUCCACAUUAGUGAGAUAAGGGUUUGGGAUGCUUUAACGGACAAUUACAUCUCAUCAAUCACUGAGGAUUGGAGGGACCCUGAUAUCGAGGUGUUGAAUGGCAAUAUUUCUGACUCAGAGAUCCACGAGAAGGAGGAGGAAGAGCUCAAUGAGAAGAGUGAAAAUGACUCUGGUAUUAAUGAGGAGCCUCUACUCACAGCAGAUCAGGUAAUUGAAGAAAUUGAGGAGAUGAUGCAGAAUUCCCCAGAUCCUGAAGAGGAAGAGGAGAUCUUGGAGGAAGAUGAUGGAGGAGAAACUUCUUCUCAGGCUGAUUCAGUCCUGUUGCAGGAGAUGCAGAUUUUGACACAAACCUUUAACAACAAUUGGUCCUAUGAAGGUUUGGAACAGAUGUCAGUGUCUGAGUUGGCCGAGCUGCUGGAUCACGUGGAGGGUGCCAUCCGUGACUACUCAGAAGAGCUGGUGCAGCAGCUGGCUCGUCGAGAUGAGCUGGAGUUCGAGAAAGAGGUGAAGAACUCCUUCAUCACAGUGCUGAUCGAGGUCCAGAACAAGCAAAAAGAGCACAGAGAGCUGAUGAAAAGGAGGAGGAAAGAGAAAGGCCUGAGUCUUCAGAGCAGCCGAAUAGAAAGGGGCACCCAAAUGCCUCUCAAGCGAUUCAGUAUGGAAGGAAUCUCUAAUAUCUUGCAGACUGGUAUUCGGCAGACAUUUGGAAACUCAGCAACUGAUAAACAGUAUUUGAACACGGUUAUUCCAUAUGAGAAGAAAGGGUCGCCUCCCUCUGUGGAAGAUCUGCAGAUGCUGACAAACAUUCUUUUUGCAAUGAAGGAGGAUAACGAGAAGGUCCCUACAUUGCUAACGGACUACAUUUUAAAAGUGCUCUGCCCUACCUAAUCUGCCUUUGGACCCGCAGUGGAACACAAGACAACAAGGCCAGAGUCAUUCCAUCACAGGGACUGCAUGAUAAACUCCAAAACAUGUAUUUAAAAAUGUAUAGCAUUAACCUGGAUUAAACAUAAGCAAAAACUAUUCCUUUGCUGUUGGCUUCUAGUCCUAGUAAUCAUUGAAUGCAAAAGUGAAGGCAGGUGCUGCUAUUUUCUCUCUUUGCCACCUGACAUAAUGAAGACAGUCCUUCACCACACCCUAUGUAUUUUUGGUCCAGCUUCC
Messenger RNA from Mauremys mutica (yellowpond turtle), 1785 nucleotides. It is a transcript of the gene FEZ1, whose product is annotated as fasciculation and elongation protein zeta 1. Gene Ontology annotation, cellular component: axon; cytoplasm. The transcript is spliced from 11 exons. The record is from RefSeq and is a predicted model, not a curated record. The coding region runs from base 262 to 1512 and encodes 416 amino acids. Lineage: Eukaryota; Metazoa; Chordata; Testudines; Geoemydidae.